AUGAAGAGCAAACGCGACCGACGAUCAAAUGUUUGCUUGCGCCACUUGUAUCUUCAAGUACAGUUCGUCGAGGAGUUGUUGACUGCCGCUGAGUGUUUUGCAAACCUCGGCCCCUCUGGCGGUCUCUUUAUUACAGAGUCUAUCUUGUUGUGUUUGGAGGUGAUCGAGUUGUCACUGCACGAGGUGAAGUACCGAGUCUCAGAAUAA
Molecule: messenger RNA, 207 nt
Organism: Soboliphyme baturini
Lineage: Eukaryota; Metazoa; Nematoda; Enoplea; Dioctophymatida; Soboliphymatidae
Source: the annotation of a GenBank genome assembly